GGCGAGAAAAAGGGAGCGGAUUCUGACUGACUACAGUCUCCUUAUUGUCCUCACCGAAAUAUGGGGCGGAUUUGUUGACUGUCAGACCGGCCGGUUGGGUUUCUUUCUCGGAAGGACAAGACAAUGUAUGUUUAUCAUAAGCGUUUUAAUCCACAUGACCCUUUAACAAUAUGAUCGUUUGAGAUUUAUAUAUUUUUUUAAAUAAAAAGUCUAUUGCACCUGGCUGGAUACUACUCAUGGAAAAUGAAGAUAAUCUCUCGGAUGAAUUUCGGGUGCAUGUUGUCAUUCCGAGUAAACCCAAUCCAAUACUUGAAAAACGUAUUGUAUUCAAAGUAUACAAGAGGAGAUGGUUCAUUUUGUUCGUGCUGUGCUUGCUAAAUUGCUCGAACUCUAUGUUAUGGCUGACCUUUGCUCCAGUGGCGGACCAGUCAGCCCAGUUCAUGGGUGUCACCCUGGACCAGAUCAACUGGCUGUCCAUCAUUUAUAUGGUGGUGGCCAUACCUCUCAGCUUUGGGACCACAUGGAUGCUGGACACUUUAGGGCUCCGAAUCACAUUGGUGCUGGGUUCGUGGCUUAACAUGUUGGGAGCUGUGCUGCGUUUCGUGAGCGUCCUGGGGAGUCUUGUCAGUGCGGCCAAAUUCCCUGUGGUGAUGGGGGGCCAGACCCUGUGUGCCCUGGCUCAGCCCCUGGUCAUUUUCACACCCACCAAGCUGGCAGCACUCUGGUUCCCAGAGCACCAGCGGGCCACUGCCAAUAUGAUAGCCUCUAUGUCAAAUCCCCUUGGGAUUCUUGUUGCUAGCAUCUUUUCCCCUAUGAUUGUGGGGACCACCAACAACAUCUCUUCAUUGCUGUUCAUAUAUGCUGUACCAGCAACCAUCAUCUGUUUCCUAGCAACAGUUGGGAUCCGUGAUAGUUCCCCCCCAACGCCCCCCUCAGCCAGUGCAGAAAGCUCCACCUCGGAGCCCUUCCUGGAGGGAAUCAUGCUGUUACUGAGGAACAAGGCUUACAUGAUUCUCCUGCUGUGCUUCGGCUCGGGGAUCGCUGUAUUCACCUGCUUCUCUACACUGCUGGAGCAGAUCAUGUGUGUCCGAGGGUACCCUAAUGACUUUGCAGGACUGUGCGGGGGUCUCUUCAUUGUUUUCGGUAUUGUCGGGGCUGGUUUCCUUGGACUGUACGUCGACAAAACCAAGAAGUUUAUCGAGGCCACCAAGGUUAACAUGAGCCUUUCAGCGCUGGCCUGCAUUGCCUUUUCAGUGGUAUCUCAGAUGCGGAAUCAGAGAAUAGCCUUGGCCGUUGUUUGUUCGCUCUUCGGCUUUUUCGGCUUCUCCAUUUACCCGGUUGCCAUGGAGUUGUCUGUGGAGUGCUCCUACCCGGUUGGAGAGGCCACCUCAGCUGGCCUCAUCUUCAUAUCAGGACAGAUCCAGUCAGUUAUCUAUAUACUGCUUCUUCAGGGGUUGACCAAACCAAUGGCCGACUCACCCUUCUCUACCUGUUCUGCAGGAGAUGCGUCCUUGAGUUGGAGGGUGCCCAUGCUGGUGAUGGCAGGUCUGUGCAGUGCCUUUACCUGCUGCUUUGUUAUCUUCUUCCACACGGAGUACAGGAGACUGGACGCUGAGGCACAGGCUAUUGGAAAAAAGCCAACUCUGACAGCAUGCCAAACCGUAACAAGCCAAACUCUGAAGACUCGCCAGACUCCAACAACAAGCCAAACUGACAACACACAAGACUCUGACCAAAAGGAGGAACAGGCCAGUGGUUAACUGAACUGCUGUUGAGAUAACGACCUCACUGGCAUCGUUUCAGAAGGAGGCCAAGUGUAUUGACUUACUAAUACAUUCCUUUAUAUAUAGAUAAUUUAACUAUAUAGUACAUAUAUAGCAUCUAGACAGGCGGAUUGCCUCACAAUGUAUCAAUGCUCCAGCUUACAUGUCUGAAGAAGUUCUGACGUCAGCUGGGACAGAGGACAAAUUGGAAAUGGGACGCAUAACACCUAGUGCUCUUGCGCUCAUGUCUGGGUUUCUAGUAGAAAUACCAUAUAAAUGUCUGAUUACUAUUGUAAGGAAGGCAUUUAGAAUGUAACAGUAAUCAUCUGAAGUGAAUGAUUAGAUUUUAUGGUGGUGGUAAACUGGGCUUUCCUUUUUAAUACAGGUUUGCACCGAAUAGCACCUUUGCCCUGAGGCAGAGCAGAGUUGAAGUAAUUUCUGCUCUGUAAAAGUGGACAUAUUUCACAUGCAAAAGAAAUCCAAAACCUGAAUUGACUAGAAUUUCAAUGGAAUUAAACUGAUGUAGGUGGACAUGUAUGCUUUUGGGGUGUAAACAAAAAGGUACAGACUAGUUCAUAAAAAUAAAAAAAACAUACAUAAUGGAACAGACAUGUGGCAAUUUGUGUUGUAAGUGCCGUUUUAAACUACUCCUGUAAAUAUACAAAAAAAAAGUUAUUAAAUCAACCACUUUAUUGAA
Molecule: messenger RNA, 2460 nt
Organism: Oncorhynchus mykiss (rainbow trout)
Lineage: Eukaryota; Metazoa; Chordata; Actinopteri; Salmoniformes; Salmonidae
Product: solute carrier family 49 member A3
Biological process (GO): transmembrane transport
Cellular component (GO): membrane
Molecular function (GO): transmembrane transporter activity
Source: RefSeq, a predicted model, not a curated record